Messenger RNA from Pogonomyrmex barbatus (red harvester ant), 1018 nucleotides. RefSeq names its product heme oxygenase (gene Ho). The record is from RefSeq and is a predicted model, not a curated record. NCBI's taxonomy places the organism in Eukaryota, Metazoa, Arthropoda, Insecta, Hymenoptera, Formicidae. Gene Ontology annotation, biological process: heme oxidation. Gene Ontology annotation, molecular function: heme oxygenase (decyclizing) activity.
GCGGACACGUGACCGCGCCAAUGCGCAGGGGCGGCCGAGGAUGGAUGUCGACGUUGCGAGCGCAGUGUUUUCACGGCGAUAAUUUUCACGUGACAGCUCGUGGAAGUGCGCGGGAAACCUGGCGUUAUGACGGUGUGAGACCCGCGGCAUCACGCACGUUUCGACGCAGGCACCACUCGCGACGCACCGCAUUCGCGCGCCCCGCCAAAAUGCCGGAUAGGGAGGAGGAGAACUUUUGCAAGAAAAUGACAAAAGCUACCAGGGGAAUACACGCAGUCAGCGAUGCCCUGGUGAACGCGAAAUUGGCAUUCGGGUUUCUUGACAAUUCCGUAUGGGCUGAUGGGCUUCUGGUUUUCUACGAGGUCUUUCGCUACCUGGAGGGUGCAAUGAUUAGAUUAAGGAACACUAAAAUUGGAUUGCUUCCACUCAGCGAGCUUCAACGUACAGAAGCUUUCGAGCGUGAUCUUGAUCACUAUUUGGGGAAAGGAUGGAGAAAGAAUUAUAGUCCUAGAGACAGCGUCACUAAAUAUCUGAUGCGUUUGAGAGAAGUGGAAGAUACGGAUCCCACUCUACUAAUGGCAUACAUUUAUCAUCUUUACAUGGGCCUCCUCAGCGGCGGAAUUAUUCUACGCAAAAAACGGCAGAUCGUGCAAAAGAUCUCGCCUUUCAAGACGCCGCCAUCGAGCGACGGCAGUAACGUCACGGACUUUGGACAAAACAGUAUAUUCCAAUUGAAACGCGACUUACGCGAAUCGAUGAACAGAAUCGCGGAAACAUUGGACGAAGACACAAAAAAUAAACUUAUCGAAGAAAGUAAAAUAGUCUUUGAAUUGAAUAACGAAAUUAUCAGAAGUGUGAAAACGGGCAGUCAUGUUUGUGAGAAAAUAUUCUAUUUUAUCGGUCCAGUUCUAUUGGUCAUUUUUGUCUUAAUAACUGUUCUUAAUAUCCUCUACAAAUAUAUUAUAUGUUAAUAAACAUUAAUUUAAUCAACGUUAAUCUAACGUCAAUUUACUUAAAA